AUGGCACUCUUUCGUUACACUCUACCUUUAACUCGACUAACUGUUUCAUCAGUAUUGCCUAGUCGAGGAGCUGUGACAGCACCAGCUACUUCUUCAUCAAAUACUGUCGAACAUACAACAAAUCCACCUAUUCAAAAGGAACAAGAACAAAAUGUAAUAACAAAUUUAUCACCAUAUAAAACUGUACCCGGUAAAUAUUAUGGUGAUAGUAAAGUUGAAGUUGCAUUAGCUCGUUUGGAUGAUGUACAAAAUUUAAUUCGUCGUGGUUCUAUUUGGCCAUUAACAUUUGGUCUUGCUUGUUGUGCUGUUGAAAUGAUGCAAAUGGCUGCUCCACGUUAUGAUAUGGAUCGAUUUGGUGUUGUCUUUCGUGCUAGUCCGCGUCAAUGUGAUCUGAUGAUUGUUGCUGGUACACUUACUAAUAAAAUGGCUCCAGCUAUUCGAAGACUUUAUGAGCAAAUGCCUCAUCCAAAAUGGGUCAUUUCAAUGGGUUCAUGUGCUAAUGGUGGUGGUUAUUAUCAUUAUUCAUAUGCAGUAGUUCGUGGUUGUGAUCGUAUUAUUCCAGUUGAUAUUUAUGUACCGGGUUGUCCGCCAAGUGCAGAAGCAUUGCUCUAUGGUGUUUUGCAAUUACAACGAAAGAUUAAACGAUAUGAUACAUUACAAAAAUGGUAUCGAAAAUAA
Messenger RNA from Rotaria sp. Silwood1, 678 nucleotides. The record is from the annotation of a GenBank genome assembly. NCBI's taxonomy places the organism in Eukaryota, Metazoa, Rotifera, Eurotatoria, Philodinida, Philodinidae.